AGACAUUGGAGGGAGAAUUUAAGUCCAUGAGUUAAUUAUAGUCUCUUUCUUCUUCGUCUGGUCUCUCUUUUAGCGCUCAGCCAUUCUACAAGGCCAAGAGUUCCGGGAUUAAUGGCCUCCUACGGGACACUGGGGUCAAUUCAAAGCCCUGGCAUCAUAUACUCCUCCAUAUCAAGAGGAUCCACAAUACUAGCUCUCCAUGCUAGCUGUGAUGGUAACUUUGCUGAAGUAGUUCCUCAAAUACUAUCAGUCAUUUCUCGUGGAGACCUCACCAGCAGACUCACUUACACCAGUGGAGAUUACAUGUUUCAUUAUGUCUCGGAGGAAGGAAUUAUUUUUCUCUGCAUUACAGGAGACGAUUUUGAGCGCUCAAGAGCUUUUAUGUUUUUAGAGCAUGUCAAAUCAGACUUCUUUGAUACUUAUGGGGACAAUUUCUCACAGUUAACUCCAUACAGUUUAAAUGCAUCUUUAAAAGGAGAGCUAUCUCGAAAAAUGCAACAAUAUUCUGAAGACUCGUAUUUUAUUCCUAACGGAGACCAGACUAUGAUCAGACUAGACACAAUAAGAGUUAAAGCAUUUGAGAGCAUCAGUGAGAGUGGUAUAGAACUAGAGAGACUUGAACUCCUAGAAUCUUCAGAUAAUUACAGUUUAAGAAGUUUUGAGCAACAAAUAGUCGAAGGACGCAAUUUUUGCAAAGAAUGCUGUCGCAAAUAUUAUCGUAAUUGGCUGGUUAUCUGUAUCUUUGUUUUUGUCUUAGUAAUUAUACUGACAGCAAUUAUUGUCAUUAUUGUUGUUACAGAUGAAGACAUUGAUCACCCAACCAGUUCUACAGCAUUACGCAACUCAUUACCAUGAAAUUUCCACUAUUUUUUCAUCUUCACAUUUGCAUGUUUGUUUUUGACACUUUUAUCAAGCUGAUUAUUAUUAUUAUUAUUUUAUUUUUGUGUUUUUACUAUCUCCAUUAUACAUAUUGUAAUUAUAUUAUAUUAUAUAUAUAUAUAUGUGAAUGACUUUUUGGUUGUAUAUAAUGUAUCACUCUAUCUUCUCUUUAUUGAUAAUUUCUUCAUAAAAAGUGCCACAAAAAGAAA
Amphimedon queenslandica is the source of this 1088-nucleotide messenger RNA. Its product is annotated as vesicle-associated membrane protein 7-like. Gene Ontology annotation, cellular component: SNARE complex. Bases 112 to 855 code for a protein of 247 amino acids. The record is from RefSeq and is a predicted model, not a curated record. Gene Ontology annotation, biological process: vesicle fusion; exocytosis. Lineage: Eukaryota; Metazoa; Porifera; Demospongiae; Haplosclerida; Niphatidae. Gene Ontology annotation, molecular function: SNAP receptor activity; SNARE binding. The transcript has 8 exons.